UGCAGUUUAGCGCCCUUAGCCUAAUUGGCUAACUGCCAUUCCUUUGAGCUUUUAUUGUUAUAAAUAAAUAAAUAAAUAAAAUUUUUAUUGAUCAAAUCGGGGGUGCAAUUGAUCAAAUUGUUUUGGGAAUCGAAAGCCCAGGUCAAUACUCGAUAGUGGAAGAAGAUGAGUAGCCAAGUAGCUCCUCCGCCGAGGAGGAGCAGUCUCAACCAGAAACGUGGGGCUUCCACCAAGAAAUCGGCUGCCACCGAGAACGGCACCAACGGAAAUGUUUCUAGACCUCCCUCUCCUCCUGCCCAAUCGUCCGUUAGUGGAGAGAGGACGGUGAAAAAGCUGAGGUUGUCCAAAGCCCUCACGAUACCUGAGGGGACAACUGUGUCCAAUGCUUGCCGCAGGAUGGCAGCUCGUCGUGUGGAUGCUGUGUUGUUGACUGAUGCCAAUGCUUUGCUAUCUGGGAUUGUUACUGACAAGGACAUUGCCACUAGGGUGAUAGCAGAGGGGUUGAAACCAGAGCAGACCAUAGUGUCGAAAGUCAUGACUCGAAAUCCUAUUUUCGUCACUUCAGAUUCCUUAGCCAUUGAAGCUCUCCAGAAGAUGGUCCAGGGAAAAUUUAGGCAUCUCCCUGUUGUGGAGAAUGGUGAAGUUAUUGCAUUGCUUGAUAUCACAAAAUGCCUCUAUGAUGCUAUAUCCAGAAUGGAGAAGGCUGCUGAGCAGGGUAGUGCCAUUGCUGCUGCAGUUGAAGGGGUGGAACGCCAAUGUGGAAGCAAUUUUUCUGCUCCUUAUGCCUUCAUGGAAACUCUGAGGGAGCGGAUGUUCAAGCCUUCAUUGUCAACUAUAAUUGCUGAACAUACCAAGCCUGCGAUUUCUUCGCCAUCGGAUCCUGUGUAUGUUGCUGCAAAGAAGAUGAGGGAGCUGCGUGUUAACUCAGUUGUUGUUGUGACCGGGAACAAAACACAGGGGAUACUCACUUCAAAAGAUAUCCUAAUGCGAGUUGUGGCGCAAAAUCUGUCACCUGAGUUGACUUUGGUGGAAAAGGUAAUGACACCAAAUCCUCAAUGUGCAACACUGGAAACAACAAUCCUUGAUGCAUUGCAUAUAAUGCAUGAUGGGAAGUUUUUGCAUCUUCCUGUUGUGGACAAAGAUGGAUCUGUUGCUGCUUGUAUCGAUGUUCUGCAGAUCACUCAUGCAGCAAUUUCUAUGGUUGAAAAUGGCUCCGGAGCUGUCAAUGAUAUGGCGAACACAAUGAUGCAGAAGUUCUGGGAUUCAGCCCUUGCUUUAGAGCCACCAGAUGAUUUUGACACACAUAGUGAAAUGUCUGGACUAAUGGCAUCAGAUGGCACAGAGCAUGGGAAGUAUCCAUCUCUUUGUCUUGGAAAUUCUUUUGCCUUCAAAUUUGAGGAUCUUAAGGGUCGUGUGCAUCGGUUCAAUUGUGGUUCAGAAAGUUUAAAUGAACUGACCUCUGCUGUGAUGCAAAGGAUUGGUGCCUGUAAUGAUCAAGACCACGCUCAGCUUUUGGUAUGUGUUUUGAGUUAUUAUGAGGAUGACGAAGGUGAUAAAAUUCUACUUGCGACUGAUGGUGAUCUUAUUGAUGCUGUAGGCCAUUCUAGAUCAGCUGGAUUGAAGGUUCUUAGGUUGUAUCUAGACUUCUCGGAUUCAAGCCAACAAACAAGUGCGCAAUUGAGUCAAACUGUCCAGAGUAGUGGAUGGACAUCUCUCCACACCGGUGUCCUUGCAGGUGCGGUAGCUAUAACAUGUGUCGGAGUGCUUGUCUACUUGAAGCGCUCUAAAGUAUAACCUCUAGUCACUUCACUACCACGAAAUAGAAUAAACUAGGAAUUGGAGAAGUAAUUGUUCCAAUCAAGGCCACCACCAGCUUCUGGAGAUGGUUUUGUCCGUCCUUCGACGAAAAUUGAGUUGAAAAGUAAAACUGUUCGAAUUCACCAGUGGCAAAGAGAGAUUAUUAUAGGAUUGUAAAUCUUGAAGAACUUGUGGAUGCAAAGAGCAGCUGAAGGUAAAAAUUGGGGCAAUGACUGGAAAAGAACCCGGAGCUGCACUUGUAUCCUUGUGAUAUUUAUUUAUGGUACUAAUUUAUAUGUUGCCCCCCAUAUUUUUCUGGGUAUUCACUGCAUAUAUGAAAAAAAAGGAAGAGUUAUAUGGAUCAUGCUUUAAUAAUUAAAUUUUUGGUUUCAUAAUCUCUGUAUAUGGUAUAGGUAAUCCUUUGGCUUUUCAAUUUGAAAAUACCAAUUGCUGUGUGGUUUUU
Molecule: messenger RNA, 2260 nt
Organism: Tripterygium wilfordii
Lineage: Eukaryota; Viridiplantae; Streptophyta; Magnoliopsida; Celastrales; Celastraceae
Product: CBS domain-containing protein CBSCBSPB3-like
Exons: 14
Coding region: 166-1794 (542 amino acids)
Molecular function (GO): protein binding
Source: RefSeq, a predicted model, not a curated record